This is a messenger RNA of Fusarium verticillioides 7600, 1119 nucleotides long. RefSeq lists its product as hypothetical. The transcript has a single exon. The record is from RefSeq and is a predicted model, not a curated record. Bases 1 to 1119 code for a protein of 372 amino acids. Lineage: Eukaryota; Fungi; Ascomycota; Sordariomycetes; Hypocreales; Nectriaceae.
AUGCUUCGCCCACGUUUCUCUGCCGCUCACCACUUCACCCUGACCACCUUUGGAUGUCAAUACCAUGCCGACAGUCCAAGUAGCGAAAAGCUCGAGCUGAUUGAAGAGUUCGACAACCUCAUAAAGGACGCCGGCGUUCCAGUCGAGCGACUAGAACAAAACGAUAUCCCCUCCAGGGUUUGGAUGACUUACUGGACCUCACCUCAGACCUUCAAGUCAUGGUGGGAAAGCGACGCUACAAGAACCUUUUGGAGAUCACUUCCAGACGAUGCUGGCUUCUGGAGGGAGUCAGUUUGUCUUCCUGCCACUAGAGCUAUGCAUGAGUGUACAGGCAAAGAUCCAGUUGGCUUCGGUCACUGCGGAGAACUCGUCCCUCUGACUGAGAAGACUGGGUAUUGGGGAGCAUAUCGUUCUCGUAUGACGCCCGACUUUGAAGGCGACACCUACAGUUCUUCUUCGGACGCUUGGCAGCCCCCAAAGCCUAUGACAGAUAAGAUUCGUCGUGGAAGAGCUCAGAUUACCAAGUUCCCAGAGAACCUCUGUAUUGUUAUUGAAGGACAAGACUACAGUCAUAUGAAGGAAAAGGAGCGCGAGUACUGGAACGAGAAUUUCGAUGGCCUUACCAAGGAAUGGGUCACCAAUGUUGUGACAGCAGGCAUAGAGAAGGGAAUGGUGUCGGCGAGGGCAUGCCACGCAUUUGCGGGAGAGAAGACACUCGGAGCAACAAACAGUACAGCCUCCAAUGGCACCAAUGGCACUCACAAAGGUGGCAUAUUCCCAGGCCUCGACUACAUCCGCCAAGCCCAGAUCCUGUACUGGACCGACCUCUCCAAGAUGGAGCACAUGGGCCGAUGGGACAAGGGCCACGUCAAGCUGCGGCGUAACUUCAUGUCAGCAUACGGCCCGGGCGGCGAAAUGCAAGGCGGCGACAUCCUCCUCUGGGUCGAUCUCGGCAUAAUCAAAGGCGACGAGAUCGACGCCGAGUAUGUUGGGUGCUACGAGGGCACAGGGUUUCUCGCGUUUGACGAGAGCGCGAUGUUCGCGAGCUCGAGCGUCACUGCGGCUGAACUGCCGCCGAUUUUUGAUAAGCCGAUUGCGUGUCAGCCAAUAGAGUGGUAG